AUGGACUGUCUGCUUCUUAUCAUUUGGACUCUACCUUUGCCGCUGGUCGGCUGUGCCCCAGUGCGGCUGCUUUCCACCCUGCUGACCUGGAACCUCAUCAAGACUCUGCACAUUUGCUGCACACAUGCCUCCCUGCACACAGUGUCAACCAGCUACUUCUCUUCUUCUCCCUCCAGCAGCCACGGUUUAAAUCAUGACUACGCCUUUGCCACGCCGGUGGAGGUGGACGCUCAGGGUCGAUACUUGAGCCAUGACGUGAGCCAGUGGGGUCAUCGCAGUAGGAGGUCCGUGUCACGGUCCUCAUCUUUGCACUACCGCCUCUCUGUCUUUGGCCGGGAUGUGCAUCUAGACCUGCAACCCUCCUCCGUUGUUGGCCCGGGUUUCACGGUGCAAACUCUGGACUCGGACGGUGUUGCCACAGUAACCACAGGCGACAGUUACCAUGACUGCCUCUAUCAGGGAUUUAUCCGGGACCUGUCGUCCUCUUCGGCAGCUAUUUCAACUUGCUCGGGGCUGUCAGGUUUGAUCCGUGUGUCCGAGCACGACUACUUGAUCUCACCUCUACCUCAACAUCUGGCCAAACGUCACAACUACAGUGCACCUGAUGGUCACCAGCCGCACGUCAUCUACAAACGCUCUGCUGAACACAUAGUCCGUGAACGAGCCGGCGACCCGUUGAGUUUCAUCCCGUCCAUGCAGCACCAGGAGCAACACCUGCCACACCUGGACCACCAUCAACACCAGGAUGAGCAACCUGACAGCACACAAAGGCAACACUUCUGUGGACGCCGCAAGCAAUACGCUCCCAAGCUUCCCACUGAGGAUCCUUUCCUGAUGCCAGAUGAGUUUGCCAUGCCUGACGAUGAAGGCCCAGGGAGACCGAAACGUUCCCCUAUUGAUACCAACCGUGUGGGAGGGCUGAAUGUGGAGACCCUGGUAGUGGCCGACAGGAAGAUGCUGGAGAAACAUGGCCGCGAGAACGUGACCACUUACGUCCUCACCGUCAUGAACAUGGUUUCCAGUCUUUUCAAAGACGGCACCAUCGGGACAGACAUCAACAUUGUGGUAGUUAGCUUGUUGCUACUGGAACAAGACCCGCUGGGCCUUACCAUCAAUCACCAUGCUGACCAGUCGCUCAACAGCUUCUGCCAAUGGCAGUCGGGCCUGGUCGGCAAGAGCGGUAAGCGGCACGACCACGCCGUUCUCCUCACUGGGCUGGACAUCUGCUCCUGGAAAAAUGAGCCCUGUGACACCCUGGGUUUUGCUCCAAUAAGUGGCAUGUGUAGCAAAUACAGGAGCUGCACCAUCAAUGAGGACACAGGACUGGGCUUGGCGUUCACCAUCGCUCAUGAGUCCGGUCACAAUUUCGGGAUGGUACAUGAUGGUGAGGGUAACCCCUGUCGUAAAACUGAAGGCAACAUCAUGUCCCCCACUCUUGCUGGCAACAAUGGGGUUUUCUCUUGGUCCACUUGCAGCCGGCAGUACCUCAGUCGCUUCCUAGGGACGACCCAGGCCUCCUGUCUGGUGGAUGAGCCCAAGCAGAUUGGUCAGUACAAAUAUCCCGAGAAGCUACCCGGGCAGCUAUAUGAUGCAGACACACAGUGCAAGUGGCAGUUUGGCUCCGGGGCUGAGUUGUGCAGCCUUGACUUUGUCAAGGACAUCUGCAAGUCGCUGUGGUGUCACCGCACGGGCCACCGAUGCGAGACCAAGUUCAUGCCUGCCGCCGAGGGUACGAGCUGCGGACCGGACAUGUGGUGUUGGCGUGGCCAAUGUGUAAAAUAUGGGGAGCAUGGCCCCAAAGCAAUCCAUGGUCAGUGGUCUCCUUGGUCCCAGUGGUCCGAAUGUUCCAGAACGUGUGGAGGUGGGGUCAUGCACAAAGAGCGCUCCUGCACCAGUCCAAGGCCACAGCAUAAUGGCAAAUUCUGCUAUGGCCCUAGCCGCCAAAACCAGCUGUGCAACACCCGCCCGUGCCCUCCCAACACUGUGGACUUCCGAAUGCAGCAGUGCGCAGAGUACAACAGCAAACCCUUCAGGGGUUGGUACUACAAGUGGAAGCCGUACACAAAAGUGGAUGAUGAAGACAUCUGUAAGCUGUACUGCACAGCCGAAGACUUUGACUUCUUCUUCGCCAUGUCCAGCAAGGUCAAAGAUGGCACCUCCUGCUCCGACCACAGGGGCGAUGUUUGCAUCGACGGCGUGUGCGAGACGGUUGGUUGUGAUCAGAUUUUAGGAUCCAAAGCUUCUCUGGAUGCGUGCGGUGUAUGCAAAGGAAGCAACUCUACAUGCAAAUUUUACAAAGGCAUGUACACGCUGCAGCACAGAGCUAAUGAGUAUUACUCCAUGGUAACCAUCCCUGCCGGUGCCCGGAGCAUUCGCAUUGAGGAGAUGGCGGUAUCGACCAGCUACCUGGCCGUGCGUUCCCUGAAGAGAAAGUACUACUUAACCGGUGACUGGACUGUGGAUUGGCCGGGCAGAUUCUACUUUGGAGGGGCCACGUUCAGCUACCAGCGGUCUUUCAGCAAACCUGAGAGCUUGUUUGCUGCCGGGCCCACCAAUGAAACGCUCGUGUUUGAAAUUCUCCUGCAAGGCAAGAACCCUGGCGUGGUUUGGGAGUACACACUACCUCGCACCGAAAGAAAGCCAGACUACAGCUGGGGUGUGGUGCGUUCCGACUGUUCCGCUCCCUGUGCCGGAGGUCGCAUCUCCACCAAGGCUAUUUGCAUGCAGGACCAGAAACUUCACGUCAACGCCACCAUGUGCAAUCCGCUUACUCGACCCACGCUGGGCUCGCACCUCUGCAAUACGCAGCCCUGCCCAGCAUAUUGGUGGACAGGAGAAUGGGCAGCAUGCAGUCGCUCAUGCGGCGGAGGCCAGCAGGCCAGGACAUUGCGCUGCAUGCGGAAAGUCACCUACCAACGGGAGGAGGCUGCGCCGCACUCCCUCUGCCCCGUAGUCUCACCGGCGCAACUCAGGCCUUGCAACACUCAGGCCUGCCCACCCGCGUGGAACUCGGGAGCUUGGUCGCAGUGUUCCAAGAGUUGCGGCCGUGGACUGAAGAAGCGAAGCGUGUUCUGCCAAAGCGGUGACCCCGGUGCACCGGCGGUGGUGCCCGACAGCAUGUGCAGACAGAACUACCGACCCAAAGCCCAGGAGAGCUGCGUCUUGCGCCGCUGCCCUAAGAAUGACAGACUGCAGUGGACUCACACUUCCUGGGGAGAGUGCUCCAGGUCAUGUGGACCUGGCCUCCAAAAGAGAGAACUCCGCUGCGGGGAGAAAGAUUUUCAGGGAGGUUUUGUGGAGUUUCCCGUGAGGAGGUGCAGGAACCUCGCCAAACCCUCUGCAGAUCUCCAGAAGGCCUGCGACAGAGGUCCAUGCCCCGAGCUGGCCCGAGUCUUGCCGGGCAGGAGCCUCCCCAGUGCUGUGGUGUCAAGCUGGUAUUCUUCUCCAUGGCAACAGUGUUCAGUGUCCUGCGGCGGUGGCGUCCAGACCCGCAGUGUACAAUGUCUGCUUCACGGUCGUCCGGUGGCCGGCUGCAUGCUUCAUCAGCGACCGGUUGCUUCGCAGGCCUGCAACACUCAGUUCUGCCCCCGCCCAGCCUCGCCGCCACAAAACCAAAACCGGGUCACAGCGGACGGGACCACGCUAAGAGGCGACCCGCCCUGCACGGACCGCUUCAGCUGGUGCCACCUGGUCCCCCAGCACGGCGUCUGCAGCCACAAGUUCUACGGGGAUCAGUGCUGCCGGUCCUGCACAGGGAGAAGGUUGUAG
Nerophis lumbriciformis (worm pipefish) is the source of this 3768-nucleotide messenger RNA. NCBI's taxonomy places the organism in Eukaryota, Metazoa, Chordata, Actinopteri, Syngnathiformes, Syngnathidae. The record is from RefSeq and is a predicted model, not a curated record.